Plasmodium fragile is the source of this 3474-nucleotide messenger RNA. RefSeq lists its product as uncharacterized. The transcript has 6 exons. Lineage: Eukaryota; Apicomplexa; Aconoidasida; Haemosporida; Plasmodiidae. The record is from RefSeq and is a predicted model, not a curated record. Gene Ontology annotation, biological process: translation. The coding region runs from base 1 to 3474 and encodes 1157 amino acids. Gene Ontology annotation, molecular function: structural constituent of ribosome; mRNA binding.
AUGAUUUUUACGAGAGUAUUCUUGCUUCCGGCAUUCCUGGUGUACAGCGUAUCUACUUUUGUCAAGCGCAACCUCCCCGAUAGCAACUAUGUGAGCACAGCUAAGCUUGAGAAAAAGGAGAGCAACCAAGUUGUUCCUAGGAACGACGGCCGUGAGGGCAGUGGUCAUAUAUACACGAAGACAGACCGUUUCAGGAAAAAAAGGAAAAAAAUCAACUACAGGCUGCGUAAGAGCAAAGAUGAAGAUAUCGAUAGCUGCAUUCCACACAUAUACAAGGACAUUGCGCCCUCCCUGAAGGGUCUAGCGGAUGAGGAGUACUCAUACAAACAACUGCUGCAUGCGUACUUCCCCGAAACGGUUGAAAGAGAAAUAGAAAAAAAAAAGGAAAAGGAAUUAAAACAAAAGAAUGAAGAAAGCGGGACAUCUAAGAGUAGUGUGCAGGAGAAAGACGUUAUGGAUGGUGAAAAGGACAUGGAGGAAAAACUAAUACAAAAUGACCUAACAAAUUUUGAACAUAUAAGUAAAAUAAGUGAUCACAAGAAAAAAAAUAAAAUUUUAGACAUCGCAUAUGAUAGUAUUGAAGAUUCCCUGAGAGAUACUUACGUGCGCAUGAAGGAAGGUGUGGCAGACGAGCAAGAAGACAAAAAGGAUUAUCUAGAAAUUGCAAAAAAGGAAAAGGACAUGUUGUACGAAAAACUGAUAUGUGGGUAUUCCCCCCUGAAUAAUAGCAGUACGUUCGAUUUGUUCGGCGUUUUCUACGAUAGUAAGGACUAUGCGGACGGAAAAAAACUAUUGGCAGAGAUGAACAAAAUGUUAAAUUUGGAGCCGCUUAAAAGCAACAGGGGAAACAUAUUGCAAACAGUUGACACGCUUUUAAAGAAUGACAAACUGCCACCGCACAUAAGAAAAUUUUUGGUCAAGUAUAGGCACCUUGCUCAGAAGGUUUCUGGGACACGGGAGGACAGAAGCCCUGUAGAUGUUCCUCCGGAAGGGGGAAAGGACGCACUGCGAGGUGAGAACGCCCACGAUAAGCGGAGAAAACGGGAUGAUACGCAGGGACAAGGGAGGGAAGGCAAAAAUGAGGAGCGCCUCGAAUUUGGCGAUCUGGAUAAAGAAGUCGAUGUGGGAAAGGAAAUAAAAAAAGAAGACUUCCUCAAAGAUGUUAACAAAGUUAUUAUGACCUUGCACAAUAAUUUGAACAACGAAAAAUUAAUGAGAAGGGACCAAUAUUUUGUCGACGAGUUGUACGACGCUUAUAAAAGACACGUACGGAGUAUGCACGUAAAGAGAAACAAACUGGAACCGCAAAAAAACAACUACGACUUUUUAACCUUUUUCCAUGAGCAUUAUGAAGAGUACUAUUUUUUUAAGUAUGGAAAUUUCGACUACAAUUUUGAAGAAAGCGUGCAGAAUGUUAAGAGUAAGAUGGACAGUGAAAAGGGUUUAGCUGAGGGUGAACAGGCAGCUCAGUUGAGCCAAGAUAGUGGGAAAGGACCCCCAGUGGAGAAUGAACAGAUCGGAAGAGAUAAACCAAGUGAUUUAGAUAUGUGGGUUAGAAAUGUGUCUGAAGCUACUCAGAGCAGUUAUAAUGAGGAUGAAGAAGGGACAAAGGCAGGAAAAAGGAAAAAUCCAAUCGAGCAGUGUUCCAUCCUGAAAGGCAUAAAGGAAAAUAAAAAACUGAGAAAACAUAUAAUGUUGGAUAUAAUUGCUAAUUACCAAAAAAGGAUGUACGAUAUUUAUAAACCAAAUAACGUAAUCACGAAUGCAUACGGGUUUAAUAAUUAUAUAGACAAUGAUCAAUAUGAAAAAGAAAUUAAUGCGGCCUUUAACAAGUAUAGUAUAGUAAACUACGACAGUAAGGAAGACUUGAAUAAGGUGGAGAAAUUAUAUGUAGGAAAAUUAAUAUUUGGGAAAAUAUUUAAAAUCGAAAAAACGUUUGCAUAUGUUGAUAUAAAUUACGCAUUUUACGCCGAAUUACACGAAGAUCAAAUGCCGUACAAUAUUAAGAACAUAAAAGAUGUAUUUAAAGUGAAUGACAAAUUAAUAUUUGAAAUAUAUAAAAUGUACCCAGACAAAAUUUUACUGACUCUGAAAAAUAUACAAAAGGUUAAUGACCUUAAUAAAAUUUUACAUUACAAGACGCAGGACAUACCUUUCGAUGUGAAAGUUGUGACAAUUUUAAAAAAUGGAAUAAGCGUUUCGUAUAACGAUAUUUACGCAUUUAUCCACAUUUCUGCUGUGUCCAAUAAGUACAAAAUUAAAGUGGAAGAAAAUGAAAAAAUCCAGGAAUCGUUACUUAAUCAAAGAAUUAAAGUCAUGUGUACAGAUAUUAACAAAUUAAAUUUUUCCAAUUUAAUAUAUGAACAAAAUGAGCAACUAAAAAAAUUGAAUAUUUACGAUAUUGUCCAUGUGGAAAUUAUACACAUUUCGAAAUAUGGUCUUAUGGUAAAAUGCGACGAUAUAGUUGGACUGAUACACAUUUCCGAAAUUUCCAAAAAAAAAAUUGAAGACUUGAAUGAGGUUUUCAAAAUAGGGGACCAAUUAAAAGGCAUUUUAAUAAACAUAGACUAUGACAACAAAAGAUUUUCCUUGUCUACCAAAAUUUUGGAAACGGAGGGCCGAAAUUUUAUUGACAACAGGGACCAGAUAUAUGAUAAUUUGGAAUACAUUUUGGACGACAUUAAGAAGAGGAACACCUCCUUGCGAAUUAACGAUUCCAAUAUUAAAAACCAGUUGCUUUCCCUUAUUGAUAUUUACAACACGGAGGAGGUCGACUCGAAGUCCGAUGGCCAGACUGGUACCUCCCCCGCAGCCGAUGCGGAUGCCGACCGGGAUAAAGCAGACCUGGGCGCAACUGAUCGCAGUGAUACUCCUCACAGCGAACCGAUCACGAAAGGGGAUAAUGACCCAGGACGUGAUACACAACAACACACCGCAGAAAAGGGCCACCCACACCAACCGAUCGAACCCCCUUCCACAGAUCUACACGCAGAGAGAGAUCAAGUGAAACGUGCAGAUGGGGAUAACAGAGAAACGGAAGAGGAUCACUUUAGUGACGACCCCGAUGAAGCAGAAGAGGAGAAAAAGGAACUUACCAUCGACAUAAACAACCAGUUUGUUCCCUACCUGAUGUUGAAGCAGGAUGAGAUAGCCAAGGAGGAGGAAGACGAGGAAAGUGUCUUGGGAAAACCCAGAGAGAUAAUUUGGAACAUGGAGGAUGAAGAAUUUCUGAAUUCCAACUCCCCAACGCAGAGUACCCAAUUUUUCGAAUAUCAGUGGUCCUACUUAAAGGAUAAGAAAUGGGUGAACUUUUCCUAUUACGUGAACAGAAUUAUGAAUUACUAUUUUAACAUUAACGAUGAUUUCUUUACGUACAAGGAGAAGAACGUGGUGUACGAGAUCGAUUUUGUGAAAAGUGUAAGAAUCGAUUUGGCCACAGGUCUUCAGAACAGGAUUAGAAAAAUCGCCAAGUAG